Messenger RNA from Chara braunii, 2659 nucleotides. The record is from the annotation of a GenBank genome assembly. Lineage: Eukaryota; Viridiplantae; Streptophyta; Charophyceae; Charales; Characeae.
ACCGUGGACGGAGGGGGUACGAGUGCGUCACUUGCGAGGAUGUACGGCGGAGGGCAAAACCAACUAGGAGGAAUGGGGGGUUACGGGAAUGCGGGCGGCUACGAGAAUGUAUAUGGGGGGAACACGAGUGGGGAUGGUAAUAACAGGAAUAUUGGCUGGGGAACGGGGAGUAACACGGGUGGGUACAUGGGAAACGCUUCAGGUGGUAAUGGCGGUAUGGGGGGCAGGCAACCCCUGACGUGCUACACGUGUGGCAAACCGGGUCAUUACUCCCGGGAAUGUUGGAUGAAACGCGGGCGGCAAGAGGAUAACGAACUGGAAGAGAUACGACAACAGGAUAGAGCGAUGAUGCAAGAGAGACGAGAGGCGGAGGAAAGAAGAAGGGUGGAGCAGAGGAGACUGCACAAGGAGAACGAGAGGAGGCGCGAGCAGGAUAUGAUCCGUCGGGCGGAGGAAAUAAGGCUGCAGUUGGAAGCAGGGCUCGAGGAGAAAUGGCAACAGCAAACGAAGCAGGCGGUAGGAGCGGCAGCAGCAGCGAAGGCCAAACCAGAGGAGGCUAGAGCGAGGGCGGAAGAGGCGCAUGCUAAGGCGGAAGAGGCACGGGCAAAAGGGUUCGAGGAACCGUGGGAUGAAGUAAACCAUUGUCAGGGAUCGCAACAGGCGAGAGGGCUGAGGUUCGACAUGCCGGGAGGUAACGGGGUGACGGGCGAGGAUGAGCCAAAGAUUCCAAUGGACAACGGGCACAAGGGUUUAGCGGUGAAAUGUUCCAGGGAGGGGUUAAUCGACUACUAUCUGUCGACACAGAAAAUUCUGUCCGCUAAGAAGGCGACGAUGUUAAGGAAGAUACAGUGGUUAGCUAAAUACCUAGCGCGGUCGGAGAUCAAGACGGACAUGAUGGAUCUGAAGCGGGCUGGUGUCUACAUCGUAGCUUCGCCAUGGUCUAAGAAGGUGUACGUUGGGAGCACAAUCCGCAGUAUUAUGCAGAGAUGGCGUGAGCAUUUGAGCAACACAGAUACUGAAGUCAUUGGCAGUUCUCCGAAGUUAUACCGCUGGAUGCGUCAUUACGGUUCGGACAAUUUUGUGAUAAUCCCGGUCAGACAUGCUAGUGAAGAAGACGAUCGGGCCUUUGAAAGGCAUCUCAUUCGGGAUUUUUCACCCUCGCUGAACACGUGCAACAGUAAUGGGCAGGGUGGGAGUAAGACACGGAGCAGGAGGAAGGGUAAGAGGGAGAGGAAGAGGAUGAGAGCGGGACAGCGGGAGAGGGUGAAGAGCGUAGUGAGCUUUACAGAGGGAAAUGAGAACGAGCGGAGGGUAUCACUGUUGACAUGGUUAGAGGGUGAAUGGAAGAAGAAUUCGAAGGGAGAAAGGAGAGUGGUGUUCCAAGGGGGAGAGACCUGGUCGGACGGAUGGAGGAAGAUCAAGAGACUAUUCGGGAUGACGAAAGUAAGGAUUAGUGGGAGAAUUAAGAAACUGGCAACGUCCAAGGCGGAAUUGCAGCGAGGAGUGACGGUGGUUUUUAUCGGGAUCACUAAGACGACGACGACAACGACCGCGUACAUGCAAGAACUACGGUGGAUGCUCAAGAAGCCUUUUCUGUUUAAGAGGUUGGUCGACCGAAACACAAGUCAACUGGUGGGAAUGUACCGGUCUGCGGGUUUGUUCAGGGACAAGAAGACGAAGAAUUAUUUAAGCUUGAAGAUCGACAAGGCUGUGAAGAAGAAGACGGGAGUCAGGAUACGGAAGAGGGUACAGGUGAAAGUUAUGUACGAUAGACAAAUCGUGAAGAAGAAAGUAAGGCAGGCUACGGAAGGAGUGGUGGAAGGAAAGGUCAAGGAUGUAGCUGUCGCAAACCUGAUUAAAGGCAGGAUACGUAUCACAUGGAAACGAAACAAGACAGUUGGGGAGAUCUUGCAUAAUCACCGGAGGCAUGCACACGUCGGGGUACAACUUUGCACAUGCAGAACGAUCGGGCUUCCAACUACGGACGGGCACGUGCUUACGCGGUUCUCGGAGUUGGGAGAUGUACCGGAGUUCAUGAAGAACGGCAGGAACGGGUUGGUACUUGCCCCCGUGGAUCGUAAUCAGGGCGAUACGGCUGUUAUCUGCCCUGUUAUUUAUCGGCAUGCUUUUGGGAAGGCUUUCGUUUGGAACGGCGACUAUGAAGAGAAACGUGAGAAGGAACAGGACAUUUUGCGGAAGGCGAGGGUAGAUUAUGAGCAAGCAAACCUCGACAAGAGCGCAGCAUGGAAGACGGAAGGGCGGGUCGGGCGGGCUUACGUCAUACCCAAGGACAAGGAUCUCAGCAAGUGGAGACCGAUAGCACCUGCCACGGGUGACCCGGCGGGAGCGGCACAGAGAAAGGUGGUCAGGGCUUUGCAUUAUCUUAUGAAGUUGUUCCCGAAGGAACAAACUUUUUAUCUCAAUUCGAUUUAGGAAAUGCCGACGAAACUGGAGGCGGUGCAGAAGAGACUGGUUGAAAAUCGUUCCAGGUAGUAUGUCUAUUGGGAUUGGUUUGUAUGCCGGAUAUGAGCUUGGUGCUUCCCCCGCCGUCCUGACUGCGCCCCCACGCCAUGCGUGGUAUCAGUUAAUAAAUUGUUUUAUUUUAUUUUUUAUUUUUAUUUUUUAUUUUUAGGCUAAUUAACAAAUUAGUAUCCUGUGC